This is a messenger RNA of Tremella mesenterica DSM 1558, 1509 nucleotides long. RefSeq lists its product as uncharacterized. Gene Ontology annotation, molecular function: protein binding. Lineage: Eukaryota; Fungi; Basidiomycota; Tremellomycetes; Tremellales; Tremellaceae. The annotation marks the transcript as partial. The transcript has 5 exons. The record is from RefSeq and is a predicted model, not a curated record.
GCCAACGCCACUUUCCUCACCGAGUGUUCAUUUGGAGUUACGAGAGAUCGUCUCGUACAGCUCAUCACGGAUGUCGAACCUUUCGAACCUUAUUGGGAAGAUUUGCUCAGUAUCGACUUAUCUGACAAGGGAGUUGACAGUGUGGCUAGGUUGAAGGAAUUCUUGCCGAAUCUACGACAUGUGAGAUUAGACAGGAACGCUUUGACCUAUCUCAGUGGAGUUCCCGGAAGUGUGAAAGAGUUGAGCGUCGCGGGCAAUAGAUUAACGGGUCUGACCAGUGUGGAUCAUCUGCGAGGAUUGAGAAUUUUAGAUUUAUCGAAGAAUAAGUUGGAAAUGGUAAACCAACUGGCUUGUCUGCAUGAAUUGAAAGAAUUACGAUUGAAUGACAACGUUAUCACCGAUAUAACCAGUAUCAUGAACCUGGAACACCUAACCUCCCUCAGCGUAUCAGGAAACAAAAUUUCUUCCGUUGACUUCUCUAAAGCUAAAUGGGGUAAUCUCGAGAACUUUGAUCUCUGUAACAACUGUAUAAAUACCAUCAAACAUCUUGACAAACUCGAAAAACUUCUUCAUCUGAAUCUUGAUGGAAACCAACUUAAAUCUCUCACAACAAUCGAAACACUCCCCCAAUUAAACAUUCUCAAAAUAAGUGAUAAUCAACUCUCUUCAUUGAAUAUAUCUUCGUUCCCCUCUCUUCACACUCUUCAUGUAGAUAACAACCGUCUAUCCUCUUUACAUAGGUCUACAUCAAUAACAUCCACUAUCGAAUCCCUUUCCAUAAGGAAUCAAAGAUCCUCUAAACCUUUACAUCUUUCUUUACAAGAUCUUCAUUCUGUCAAAAGACUUUAUAUUUCUGGUAAUCCAUUAGAGUCAGAUUUCUUCCCUCUUACUCCGUUGGAUAACCUGGUAUAUGUCGAAAUGGCAGCUUGUAAAAUAUCAACAUGGCCGAAUAAGUUUGCGAGGAGAUUACCAAAUGUCGAAAUAUUGAAUUUGAAUUAUAAUUAUUUCGAAGAUUUAUCAGGAUUGGAAGGGAUGAGAAAGUUGAGGAAAGUCAUGGCUGUAGGAUGUAGAUUAGGUGGGAGUGUUAAAGGGUUUGCUAGAGGUUUAGGUGGUUUGAAAAAGUUGGAAGAAGUUGAUUUGAGGAUGAACCCAUCAACAUUAAGUUUCUACCUUCCACUUCUCCUCACCCCUUCCAACCCUCCUACAACCGAAAUGAUUUCAGUUCAAAACAGGCCAAACGCCACUGCCAUAUUAACCGGUCAACCAGCAAAUAAAUCCUUUGCAAUUUCCACCUCGGGCAAAGAUCAAUUACAAAAAAGUGAAGAUUGGGCAGUGAUGGAUCGAGAAUUCAGACGUAAUUUACCCGAUGGAUGGUAUGGUCGUCGAUUACUCUAUAGAGGUCUGGUGAUGGCCGCUUGUCCUUCUUUGAGGAUGUUGGAUGGGGUUAAAGUGGAAGAAGGGGAAAAGAGGAAAGCUAAAGAAUUGAUAGCAAGAGCUGCUGCUGUGUGA